Molecule: messenger RNA, 1801 nt
Organism: Seriola dumerili (greater amberjack)
Lineage: Eukaryota; Metazoa; Chordata; Actinopteri; Carangiformes; Carangidae
Gene: hsd17b12b
Product: very-long-chain 3-oxoacyl-CoA reductase-B-like
Exons: 11
Coding region: 135-1094 (319 amino acids)
Cellular component (GO): endoplasmic reticulum
Molecular function (GO): oxidoreductase activity
Source: RefSeq, a predicted model, not a curated record
AGCGCCGAUGCGGAUAUCCGGAAACCUUGUCGACGCGUGCAUCUGCACUUUGAGCAGCUCCUAGCCACAGCCACUCAGAUAUCCCACGUCCUGUCGUCAGGUGUCACACACACAGAGGCGUGUGCGGUGCAGGAAUGUCGUCCAGCGGAGAAGCCGUGUUUCGGGCCGUGGAGACGCCGCUGUUCUGGCUCGGUGCUCUGACCGCGGCCUGGCUGUCUGUGUGCUCCGUGUGCCGGCUGCUGUCCGGGAUCAGGGUGUGGGUGCUGGGUAACGGCCGGCUCGUGUCACCCACUACACUGGGAAAGUGGGCAGUUGUGACAGGAGCCACAGAUGGGAUCGGGAAAGCUUACGCGGAGGAGCUCGCCCGCAGAGGCUUUGCAAUCGUGCUGAUCAGCCGCUCUCAGGAGAAGCUGGACGACGUUUCCAUGGCGAUCGCAAGCAAAUGCGGCGUGGAGACCAAGACGAUCGCCGCAGACUUCAGCGCUGUAGACAUCUACUCCAGGAUUGAAGACGGACUUGCAGGGCUGGAGGUUGGAGUGUUGGUGAACAAUGUUGGAGUAUCCUACUCUUACCCUGAGUUCUUCCUCAAUGUCCCCAACCUCGACACUUUCAUCGACACGAUGGUCAACAUUAACAUCACAUCAGUGUGCCAGAUGACGCGUCUUGUUCUACCUGGAAUGGUGGAGAGGAAGAAGGGGGCCAUCCUCAACAUCUCGUCCGCCAGCGGGAUGUACCCCGUCCCUCUGCUCACUGUCUACUCUGCCUCCAAGGCGUUUGUGGACUUCUUCUCACGAGGACUGCAGGCUGAGUACAAGAGCAAAGGCAUCAUCAUCCAGAGCGUUCUGCCAUUUUUCGUUGCAACCAAACUGAGUAAAAUCCGACGGGCUACGCUGGACAAGCCCAGUCCGGAGCGUUACGUGGCAGCUGAGCUCAACACUGUGGGGCUACAGACCCAGACCAACGGCUACCUGCCCCACGCCAUUAUGGGCUGGGUGACUACAGCUCUGCUCCCUGCCAAGAUCCUCAACAGCUACAUGAUGGGGAUGGGUUUGUCCCAGCGCGCUCGUUACCUGAAGAAACAGAAGCAGGGAUAGAUUGGUUGGGGAGCGGCGGCAGCAGCAGACACCACCACCAUCAUCAUUAUGGACCAAGAAGAGAAAACGUGACACUUUCUGACUAAACACCCCCCAACCCCCAUCUCUCCGAUCCUCCUACUCAUAGAUGAUCUGAAGCGGUGACUGGCCGCAGUUGCCGUAACACGUAUUCAAAACAAUAGUGUGAAAAAUAUUGGAAGAAAGUGUUUCUAUUUAUUGAGUGAACAGCUUUAAUGAGCGGAACAUUAACAAGGAAACAAGCUAAUCGUCUGUCUGCAAACUGUGAUCGAGAACUAAAGCCUAACAGGAGAAGGGAAGGAUGCAGGAAACGUGGAUGUGUGUGAGGUUGGAGGCGUCUGUAUGUGUGUGUGUUUGAGCCUCCUGUGAGUAUGUGGACUAGCUUAAAGCUAAUUAGUACAACACUGAGGGACAGUACUUACUUACUGUUAACAUUUUCUAAAGCACUUCAACAAUUUAAAAGGCUGAUGCGUUUUUUUUUUUGUGAUAUUAAUCGCAUCCUUAAUUCUUCAUUCUUAUUUUUUCAUUUCAUGACAUCAGUUUCAAAGUAGAGAAGGCACUGCUUGUAUAAUUGAACCAAACUAUAUUUCAACUGUUAAGAAAAUUUAGAGGGGGCUCUGUAGAUGAAUAGCCAGCGGGGAGAGAGAAGCUGUGUGUAAUAUAGAAUAUUAAAAUGUGUGUUUUGUUUA